Molecule: messenger RNA, 1315 nt
Organism: Alosa sapidissima (American shad)
Lineage: Eukaryota; Metazoa; Chordata; Actinopteri; Clupeiformes; Clupeidae
Gene: faf1
Product: Fas (TNFRSF6) associated factor 1
Exons: 9
Coding region: 329-1315 (328 amino acids)
Cellular component (GO): endoplasmic reticulum; nucleus
Molecular function (GO): NF-kappaB binding; ubiquitin binding
Source: RefSeq, a predicted model, not a curated record
AGCAACCGGAUUGCCUGAACAUAGAUAAAAGAAAAAAGUGACGAUUACACCGAACUGAGAUCUAUCAGAAUCAGAACACGGCCCGAAAGUGCGGAUUUUGCAUCUCAGCAGCCGCAUCUUGACAGUUACAGGGCUCCGUUGUUUUUGACAUUUGAUGACUAUACAUUUGUACAUGAAUCCCUAGUCACUUGGCGUGCGUGUGUUUGUGUGUGCGAGUGUGUUUGUGUGUGAGACAGAUAACAGAUUGCUAGUUAGCGUUAGCUAGCUAUUGAGUCAAAACGAUAGCUAGACCAGUGGCAAAGCUAGCUAGCGUUUGGCAGUCAUUGCAAUGAUGGCCUCCGAUAGCGGUAGCAACAUGGAUAGAGAGAUGAUUCUGGCUGACUUUCAGGCUUGCACUGGUAUUGACAACAUUGCAGAAGCAAUUACUCUGUUAGAGCUGAACAACUGGGAUUUGGUGGCAGCCAUCAACGGAGUUAUACCACAAGAAAAUGGGAUCCUACAAAGUAACUACUCUAGCGAGGGCUCCCAGACCAGCCCCUACGGGCCCCACAGUCAGGCGGCCACUGUGGCGGCGGCGGCAGCGGCAGCGGAGGCUGCGUCAGCGACGGCCGGAGCAGGAGCUGCUCCGGCGGCCCCCGCCUCGUCCUCUUCCUCCUCGUCCUCCCCUCCCACGGCGGGCUCGGCCUUCUGCCCGGUGCUGCCGUCACGGCACAUUGUGGAGCGGCAGCCACGCAUGCUCCACUUCCGGGUGGACUACCGGCAACGCACAGUUGAGGUGGUGCUCGAGGACGCCAGUUCAGUGGGUGAAAUCAAACAGAUCCUUGAGACAGAGCUCCAGGUUCCCAUGGCCAAAAUGCAGCUGAAGGGCUGGAAGAGUGGAGAUGUGUCCGACAGCACUGUGCUGCGGAGUUUACAUUUGCCCAAGAACAACAGCCUGUACGUCCUGACCCCCGACAUCACCCCCUCUGCCAGCACUAGCCAGAACAGCAUGCUUCAAGAGUCAUUAAAUCAGAGCUUCCUACUGGUGAUCAGCCACCGUGAGGCCCAGAGGGACUACAGCCUGAACUUCCCCGCCAGCAAAACCAUCCAGGAGGUGAGGGGCCCCACCCAUCAGCUCUCUCUCGACCUGCAUGAUGUCAGACCAGCAGAGCUCAUGACCAGUCUGCCCCCAACAUGUGCGGUCACUCCGUCUGCAGCGUGCUGGGAUUUGGCGUGGACCAUGUUAUCGGAUAUCACGCAGCUGGACCCAGCGUCGACCCUGCUGGAGGCCAAGCUCUUUCCCCAGGAGACGCUCUUCCUGGAGGCGCGGGAGUAG